This is a messenger RNA of Mya arenaria, 1973 nucleotides long. RefSeq lists its product as uncharacterized. The coding region runs from base 99 to 1421 and encodes 440 amino acids. Lineage: Eukaryota; Metazoa; Mollusca; Bivalvia; Myida; Myidae. The transcript has 6 exons. The record is from RefSeq and is a predicted model, not a curated record.
AUCAGGCUUCAGUUCGGCUGUGUCGAGUUUCUUGGUCGCUAUGCUCCAGCGUCCUGUUGGCGACUAGCGAUACGUGUGAGAGUCAGUUUCUUGCGAGGAUGGAGCGUGGACCGACGUUUUACAGCAGCUUGGGGUGCGGCCUGGUUGCCCUCGUUCUAUUUACGUUGGCGUUUAACUACCCUGCCCAGCUCGUAUUCGAGUCACGUCCGUACGCGCGGGUGGCGCUCACAAGCGGAAAAGCGGCGCAGUGGACGGCCUCGGACCUGGGACUGGAUGAGAGCCAGAUGGAGCUCGUGCUGACUCACUACGAGGAGUUCCUUCGCCGAAACAAGGGUCUGAAUGGGGACAGUAGCAGCGACAGCAGCAGCGACAGCAGCGACUCAGAGGACGAGGAAAACGCCGGACAUGGAAACGCCGUGACUUCGAAUUUAAAGCCUCUUAGUCACCAUAACGACGAUGCUGAUGACGACGGUGACCUCAUGAGACGUACAGAGAACCAGGAUGAUGAUGAUGAUUAUAACAUUCGUGAUAUGGGAGAAACUCCCGCAAAAUAUGGAGCAGUAUCGAAGCUCGUUCCUGACAAUGCGCAACAAGACUCAGUGAACGAGGAUGAUGAUGAUUCUUCCGAUUCUUCCGAUUCUUCCGACUCUUCCGACUCCUCUGACGAUGACUCGAGUGAGGAGUCACAGGUACCGCUUUCCCAGCGCCUGGCGGAAGCGCCUUGGCGGCAGACGGUGCACCUGGGACUUUUUUCCGGCCAGAUGUGCCGCGUGAUGCGCGACGAACCGGAAAAAGAACGCUGCCUCACCUUCGCCUCGCCAGAGGGAAUCGCCUUCAUGAGUAAGGAGGUAUCCUUCAUGCAAACUGACGUGAACAUGCCAAUGUGGAACAACCUUCGUGUAGAGAGCCUUUUUUCCGUCCUCACGUGCUUUGUGGGCAUGGUCUGCCUCCUGGCCACCCUCCGCCCAUGUUGCGAAAACCCCCGCCUGCCCGUUUACAUUGGUUCUCUUGCCUUCUUCGGAUCAGGCGUGCUCGUUCUCAUGCCGAUGGUGAGAAUCCUUCUCUUGCGUCAGGAUUUCGACCGAGAACUGCAACGAGAUUUUAACGUAACCACAACACUGAUGACGUCAUGGUCACUGGUGAUUUCCGGUCUGGGGAUUCCGUUCGCGCUGGUGGCUGGAUUUACUAUGAUCGCAAAAAACUGGUACAAGUUCAGCAGGAGGUGGUACAAGGAGCUCAAGGUGAAGACCCUGGUGACUGGCAAUAAGCAGAGUGAAGUGCCCCUUGCCACCCUCCCAAUGAGGGACGCGGUGGAAGCACACGAAACAGAAAACCUCUACGAGAAUGCGGACGGCCGGCAGCCGCUGUGUAAUCUAGAGCGGGAAAACAAACAAGAUGAACUUUUAAAAUCAUUGAAGUAAUUUCAGAAAUCAUCUGUUCAUUUGAAUUGUGUCGCGUCGAAAUUUUGUGAAAAAUUAUAUUUCACGAAAUCAUUCUGUACAUAGGAUCUUUCAUUGCUUGCCAUUUAAUAUAGAACAGAGCAGAACAAAGAUGAUUUCGUAUUAAUCAGUUCACACGAUACACACAAUGAUAUAAGUCAAAGAUGACCCUUGAUCAUUGGUAAAUUGAAAUAUUCUGCAUAUAUACAUGGCGAUCGGUUUAAAAUGUAUGAAAGCCUGAAAUGUAAAAGAUAAAGCAUUUGAGCAGUUUAUAUCAAAAUUGAAAUAUUACAGUUGGGCAUUUCUAUUUCUUAAUUCAAAAGCCUUGUACACAAAGAUGGAUGCGUUAUGAAGUAUACGUUUAUUUUCUGACUGUAAAAGUUAUAUAGCUUUUAACCGUAUGAUAGAGGGUCGUUGACGAUAAUAUCUAGGUAUGUAGUUAUAUCUUAUCUCAAUAUACAUCUGGCAUUCAAAAAAAUAAAAUGGAACUCAUUUUCAAGUUCAUGUACAUUACAUAUAGGACACAGUCUUUCA